AUGAAGACGGCGCCGGGUGUUGUGGGGCUGUGCGACGACGCCCUGGUGGAGAUCCUUGUCCGCCUCCCGUCCAAGUCGGUGCUCCGCUGCCGCGCCGUGUGCAAGAGAUGGCGCCGCAUCACCACCGACGGCUCCUUCCUGGCCGCCCACGCUGCCCACGCGACGAGCUGCACGCGCGAGAUGAUCAUCCUCCCCGAGCACGAGUAUGACCCUAGCUCCUUGGCCGUGGAAACCAUCCGUCUAUCUCUUGAUCCCAGGCCUAGGCCGAUCCGCUUUCUUUGCAACCGAACCCAUCGAGACUGGUGCCGAGUACUGUAUUCUCUGGACGGCCUGCUGGUGUUGGAGCCACGACCCAGCCGCUACAUCAUCUGCAACCCGAUGACCAGACAGUCGGCCAGCUUGCCGCCGUUGGCUCCACAGCCGUGCUUCACCGCCUUUGCUUGCGGCUUUUACUCGCUCGGCUCGUCCAACGAGUAUCGCCUCUUGUGCCAUUGCUUGCAAGGAGAAACGGAAGAAGCCAGGCACACGCAGCGCUCCUACUACAUCCUCUCCACCGGCAGCACCCUGCCUCGACGGCUGGGGCGCGCUCCAAUUCCAGCGGGGCCACCCACCGGCUGGGUCGAGUAUGAAGUUCCCGUGGCUCACCGCGGCAUCCUCCAUUGGUUCUCUCAUCACUCGGAAGCUACCCGCACCGGCAAGAUGCUGGCGUUCCAUACGGUUUCCGAGACGUUCCGCCUCAUGUCGCGGCCGCCAGAGCGACCCGGCGAUACUACCACAAGCUGGAGCUUGUUCGAGCUAGACGGCGAGCUCUGCGUCGCAGCUAUGCCAAGCGAGACAUGGCUGGACAUCUGGGUGUUGCAAGACUUCAAGGCGGAGAGCUGGGUGCUGCGCCAUCGGGUCAAAAUAUUGGGUGGCAGCAACGUUGUGACGAUGACAAUGGUAAUCUCCGUUGGAAGCGGCGCCAUCCUUAUUGGAAGUCCCUAUUGUGAUGUGGCCAGAUUGUACAAUCUCAAAGACAAGAAAGAAGAUGCACAAGGAUGUAAUCUUUGGCCCCGCAUUACCCACCUUCUUGCUAUUCAGUGA
Molecule: messenger RNA, 1083 nt
Organism: Aegilops tauschii subsp. strangulata
Lineage: Eukaryota; Viridiplantae; Streptophyta; Magnoliopsida; Poales; Poaceae
Product: F-box protein At5g49610-like
Molecular function (GO): protein binding
Source: RefSeq, a predicted model, not a curated record